Molecule: messenger RNA, 1765 nt
Organism: Oncorhynchus nerka (sockeye salmon)
Lineage: Eukaryota; Metazoa; Chordata; Actinopteri; Salmoniformes; Salmonidae
Product: growth arrest-specific 8
Exons: 11
Coding region: 98-1540 (480 amino acids)
Biological process (GO): flagellated sperm motility
Cellular component (GO): motile cilium; Golgi apparatus; microtubule
Molecular function (GO): microtubule binding; small GTPase binding
Source: RefSeq, a predicted model, not a curated record
CAGAUGGAUGUGUUUAGCUAGGCGGCGUGCUAGCUGUUUACUUUUUCAAAGAUAGUCCCCUUUCAGCUAUAUCUGUGCGUGGUAGCAGUAUUUCAGAAUGCCACCCAAAAAGAAGGCCGCAGCCAAGUCUGCCAAAGGGAAGACGCCCACAGUAGUAGAUGGCCUUUCCACGGAGGAGAUGUCGAAGGAGCAGCUGGAGGAGCACAUUGUGCGGCUGCGGGAGGAGCUGGAUAGGGAGAGGGAGGAGAGGAACUACUUCCAGCUGGAGAGGGACAAGAUCCACACCUUCUGGGAGAUCACCAAGAGACACCUGGACGAGAGGAAGGCAGACCUGAGGAACAGAGACCGGGAGAUGGAAGAGGCUGAGGAGCGCCACCAAGUAGAGAUCAAGGUGUACAAGCAGAAAGUGAAGCAUCUACUGUAUGAGCACCAGAACAGCAUCUCAGAGCUGAAGGGAGAGGGCGUGGUCUCUAACAAGCUGAUGCAGAAAGAGCACGCCGAGCUGGAGAACGAGCUCUGCAAAGGCAUGCGUACCCUCAAAGUGGACAUUAAGGAGCAGGAGCUCUCCAACGAGAACCUCGUCAAGGGCCUCAAACUGAAAAACGACCAGGAAAUUACCAAAACGAGAAAUGACUUUGAGAGACAAGUGCGAGAAAUUGAGGCCAAGUAUGAGAAGAAGAUGCAGAUGCUGCGUCAGGAGCAGGACCUGAGGAGGAAGACCGAGAUCCACGAGAUCGAGGAGAGGAAGAACAGCCAGAUCAACACGCUGAUGAAGAACCACGAGAAGGCUUUCAGCGACAUCAAGAACUACUACAAUGACAUCACCCUCAACAACCUGGCCCUCAUCAACUCACUCAAGGAACAAAUGGAGGAGAUGAAGAGGAAGGAGGAGCGCCUGGAGAAAGACAUGGCAGAGGUGCUGCUGCAGAACAAGCGCCUGACGGAGCCCCUGCAGAGGGCCAAGGAGGAGGUGACCGAGCUGCAGAAACAACUGGCCAACUACGAGAAGGACAAGACCUCACUGGCGGGGGCCAAAGCACAUCUGAAGGUCGCAGACAAGGAGAUGAAAGACCUGAAGUGGGAACACGAAGUGCUGGAACAGAGGUUUAGUAAGGUCCAGGUGGAGCGUGAUGACCUGUAUAAGAAGUUCACCCAGGCCAUCCAGGAGGUGCAGCAGAAGAGUGGCUUUAAGAACCUCCUGUUGGAGAGGAAACUGGGGGCUCUGACCAACACCCUGGAGAAGAAGGAGGCUCAGCUCAACGAGGUGCUGUCUGCCUCCAACUUGGACCACACCGCCCUCGGCGUGGUCACACGCAAACUGGAGGAAGUUUUGGACUCCAAGAACAUUGCGAUCAAAGACUUGCAGUAUGAGUUGGCGCGGGUUUGUAAGGCCCAUAAUGACCUGCUGAGAACCUAUGAGGCCAAGCUGCAGGCCUUUGGGAUCCCUAUGGAGGAGCUGGGCUUCAAGCCCCUGGAGAGCAGUGUGGCUGGACACUCCCUGGGCCAGGGCCCUGCAGGCCUGGUGUCUGUCCCCACAUGAGAGGCUCCCAGGCUGGGCUCAGAGACACAAAUACUCCCCUGACCCACACAGACUAUCACUUACUGCAGUGCUAAUGUGACUCUUCUUUCUAUCUCACUCUCUCUUUAUUGUAACGUUUGAUAGAAAUACUACUGAAGAUCAACAGCAACUCUCUGUUUGCGAAGAGGAACUUGUCUUUUUCCAAUACACUGUAAACAUUUCCAAAUAAACAUAUUUUUAAAAGUA